This is a messenger RNA of Pseudopodoces humilis (Tibetan ground-tit), 715 nucleotides long. RefSeq names its product centromere protein S (gene CENPS). Gene Ontology annotation, molecular function: protein heterodimerization activity; chromatin binding. Gene Ontology annotation, biological process: replication fork processing; resolution of meiotic recombination intermediates. NCBI's taxonomy places the organism in Eukaryota, Metazoa, Chordata, Aves, Passeriformes, Paridae. Gene Ontology annotation, cellular component: FANCM-MHF complex. The record is from RefSeq and is a predicted model, not a curated record.
GCCGGCGGCGGGAGAUCGUGAGGGCGGCCAUGGCGGCGGCCGGCGGCCACGAGCAGCAGCUGCUCGCACAGAGGCUGAAGGCCGCGGUUCACUACACGGUCGGGUGCCUGUGCCAGGAGGUGGAGGAGGACAAGGACGUGAGGUUCAGCAAACAGAGCAUCGCAGCCAUCUCGGAGAUCACCUUCCGGCAGUGCGAAAUCUUUGCAAAAGACCUCGAAAUGUUUGCAAGGCAUGCAAAACGAACCACAGUCACUCCAGAAGAUGUGAAGCUUUUGGCUAGAAGAAGCAAUUCUUUGCUAAAAUAUAUCACUCAGAAAAGUGAAGAGCUUGCAUCAAGUAACAUGGAGCAGAAAGAGAAGAAGAAAAAGAAGUCCAGUGCAGCUAAGGGAGAGAGAACUCCUGGGGAACAAGAAACAGCUGUGUCUGAAAAUGAAGAUUCCAACAUGGCAUGAUUUAUCUUUCGAGUAAUGUUUCAGGACAUUUUCUCUUACUAUCCUAGAGAAACCAGGCUUAGCUUAUUCAUCUUGCAGGUUAGCUCCAGUAAUGAAUCUUUAGGUUUUCAGGUGAAUGCAACUGGAUUUUUAUUGUUCCAAAAAUUAAGUCUGUCAGAAUUCAGUAAGCUUACAGCCAAAAUGCCUUAAUUGCUCACAAAACGUAUCUGUUAUUAAAAUUAAAAUACUUUAAAUAAAGAGUUUGAAAUAGACCAUUCUCACUG